AUCCCGGACUGCUGCUGCUGCCGUCACCACUGCCAGGGAGAGGCCGAGAGCCCAGCCGGCGUGGGUCCCGGAGGAGAGCACUGCUGCCUGGCGAUCCGUCCCAGUCGCGGUUGAGGCUAGGGGCUUGCGGCGAUGUGAGCCAUGAGCACGACCUGGACGCUGUCCCCCGAGCCGCUGCCGCCGUCGACGGGACCCCCGGCGGGCGCGGGGCUGGACGCCGAGCAACGCACAGUCUUUGCCUUCGUGCUCUGCCUGCUCGUGGUGCUCGUCCUGCUGAUGGUGCGCUGCGUGCGCAUCCUACUCGACCCCUACAGCCGCAUGCCCGCCUCGUCCUGGACCGACCACAAGGAGGCACUCGAGCGUGGCCAGUUCGACUACGCGUUGGUUUGAACCACCUCACCCUGGGGUGGCCUUCCAUCGGGUCGGGGCCCACCGGUCUGUUGUGGGGUGCCGGUCUGUUGUGGGGUGCCGCCGGCCCGACCGCCCUCUGGAUCCCGCCCCAGAGCCCAGCCCAAGGAGGAGGGCAUGAGAAGUCCAGCCCCUCCUCCCCCAGACCCCUCCCAUAUACUCAGGCCUCUGCCAUCAUCCCUCCCCGCAAGCCCGAGCCCCACUUCGUGCCUUUUCCCGCCCUGUCCUCGCCCCCAAAUUCACCGAUCCCCACAGCGUGUAGGUGACUGCUAUUGUUCUACCGCCAGCAUAAAUGUUAUGUCGGUUCCAGGAUAGGGAGACUCCUCUGUCCCUCCCUUCCCCUGUGGUCUGGCCAUCCCACUAGAUACCCCGUAAAUGCUGAACCCCUCCUUUGGCUCCCUCCUGGACCCACGGGGUGGAUGCUGCAUACCAAUAUGCCCUGUGCAGCCUGGCCUGAAUCCCAGCGUGAAGAGCAACAAUGGCUGCUGUGUUCUGUGGGGGCAAAGUGCGGCAGACUCACUCCUGCCCCAGUCCAGUCCCUGGUUUAUAUCAGCACUCCCUGCCCCUAGUCACCACCUCUGUAAGCCAGUCACUGGCAAUCCUGCCACCUUCCCCCUGAUUCCUCCUGCCACACCCCCACACCAUCUCCCUGCUGCCCAUGCCCUUCUCAUGCCUUCUCACUCCUGCCUCUGAGCUGAUGGUAAUAAUAAAAGCUAUUAUUGAGCACUUACUUGAGCCAAGCAGCAA
Messenger RNA from Miniopterus natalensis, 1155 nucleotides. RefSeq names its product cortexin 1 (gene CTXN1). The record is from RefSeq and is a predicted model, not a curated record. NCBI's taxonomy places the organism in Eukaryota, Metazoa, Chordata, Mammalia, Chiroptera, Miniopteridae.